AGAAAAGUAACAGCGGGCGCUGUAGUAAAGGAGUUGAAUGGAAGUGCUGCCACGUACAGUCAAGUGCACUACCGACUUGGGCAGUUGGCGAAAACUCAGCGUCUUCUAUGUUCAUCAGAGGAUAAUGGAAACGUCAGCAACAAUAGCGGUGUGGAGGUUGGUGACAUUGAUGAAGACGAACCCGGCACCGAGAACGAGCCAGAUGUGGAUUCCGACGGCCUUGGGCUCCCGACCACCAGCACGCACUCGUGUGUCGAAGCUGCUGAGAAGGCGUGCAGAGAAGCGUUCUCCCAAACCUGCUCGUCACUCUCCUAAGCAGCCUCGUCAGCCCAAGCAUGACUCCCACACACCGCCAUCAUAAACAGCCGCGAAAACGCACCUAACCACUCCACCACACCGUCACCCCCCCAUGCUACACACCCAUUUGGGCAGGCCAUGAGAUCGCUUCGGUCUUUUCAGGGUCCCCCAGGUCGUUUAGGUUUCGCCUACAUUACUAACAUGAUGAGGAGGUCAGGCUUGGCAAUGUCGGCAUGGUGCUCAGAAGGACUUCGGCAAUUGCACCGGAACAUCGCUGUUAUCUUCUAGGCGAGGUACCUGUUUGCGUUACAGUUCAUAGGCAUUAUGGCGCAGAAACGAAUAACAAAGGCCGG
Molecule: messenger RNA, 650 nt
Organism: Astrephomene gubernaculifera
Lineage: Eukaryota; Viridiplantae; Chlorophyta; Chlorophyceae; Chlamydomonadales; Astrephomenaceae
Source: the annotation of a GenBank genome assembly